Messenger RNA from Nothobranchius furzeri (turquoise killifish), 3265 nucleotides. It is a transcript of the gene tmem8b, whose product is annotated as transmembrane protein 8B. Gene Ontology annotation, cellular component: membrane. NCBI's taxonomy places the organism in Eukaryota, Metazoa, Chordata, Actinopteri, Cyprinodontiformes, Nothobranchiidae. The record is from RefSeq and is a predicted model, not a curated record.
AUGACGUCAUGCACAAACAGCUGGUCGCUGGCAAAAAGAGACAGAGAGAGAGAGAGAGCGGAAAAAAUCUGAAGAAAUGUAGACCAGCAGAGCGACGGAGAACCGCAGCCGGGCUGGAGCCCCCCUCACCACCGCUUAGCUUUUAACGAUGUGGCAGCUGGAGCGCCCGGGCCCCGGAUGUAGCCCUCCGAGGCUCCUCUUGCUUGUUUACAGCUUCUUCUGCGCAGCUGGAGAUUGCCUUUUUGUGACUGAUUAUUUCACCCGCACGCCUCGUAAGCUGAACGCUUUCAACUCCUUCGCCAGUGUGGAACUGUUCCACUUCAAUGUGCCUGAAGACACAAUGAUGGCCGUCUGGAACCUCAUCACCUUCAAGGAGCAAGGGGGCACGUUUGGGGACAGCUGCCCGAACCGCAACGUGACAGUGUACUUCAGGUCUGGGGCUCCACCUGUAAUCAACCCCCUCCACACCCACUUCCCUCGAGAUACAGUCAUCCCAGGAUCCUUUGCGGUGACGCUCACCUGGACUCUGCCAAACCGAACAACAGGAGCGUUCAACGUGACCAGCCCUCUCCCUGGAGACUGGUUCCUAGCUGCACAUUUACCCAAGGAUGAAGGGAAGAUUUCCGUCAAGGGUCUGUCUGAGGAGUGCCAGUAUCUGUUCCAGCCUCAGCUCAUCGUCCAGAAGCUGAUUGGAAUUUCCGUGCUUUAUCCCGGUUACUUCAUCGACCAGAUGAUCCCAGUUCACAACAGAUCAGCGCUCUACAAGGUAUUUGUCCCGAAUUACAUAUCGAAGGUGAAGGUUCAGCUGGUAAACUGCAGCACCAAGAACAAAAGUAACGACACCUGUCCUGUGGUGUUGAAGAUAAGAGCGCGGGCGCCACCGGUGCAUAAUUCAAGUGCCCUCGACUGCAGGGAGUGGAACCCGUGUGAAUUACUCGCCCUUGUUCCUGCCUGGGAGCAGUGGUACUACAUCCUGGUGGAGAGGUAUCUGAGUAACUCAGACGUCUACUUUCGCAUCGGGGUGCAAGUCACAGAUUGUUCCAAGUCUCAUUUGUCAAAGGACCGAGCUCAGCCCAGCUCCUCCAUGAACAUGCCGCAGUCUUUCGGAACGGCCAUGGGUUUCUCGCUGUCUGAGACGCUGCUAAUGGCGUCCCUGCCAGGGCUGUCUCAGAACGCCAGUCCCCUCCACACUUCAGAGGACAGCAUCAUUUACCUCGCCCCAACCGCAGACACUAACAAAUGCUGGCCCAUCCGUCCAACCCUGCGUAAUGAGCUGGACACGUUCUCCGUGCACUUCUACGUCUUCUUUGGUCCGAAUAUAUCAGUUCCUCCAGACAGGGCUGCUGUGUUCGCCAUUAACCUGAUGCCUGUUUUAGACAGUGGAGGAGUCCUCAACAUGGAGCUCAAACUAAACUUGUCUACGCUGAAAGGAGCUAAUCUCACUGUGUUUGGCUGCCUUAACCACGGAAUGCCUCUGUUCUUGCGGGAAAACUCAUCGCCGAAGUGUGAAUCAGAGUCGGCGGCCGGGUUCUUCCUCUCUGUGAACGUGUCUUCUAAUAUGACCAAACUGAGGAUUCCCUACCCACAAACAGGAACUUGGUACCUCGGUCUGCGCUCUCUAUGUGCCACUGAACACGGAUUUGAAGCGUGCACCAACGUGACGGUUGAGGUGUACAUGCGCUCUUACCUGACUCCAUGCAUCAACGACUGUGGGACGUAUGGACAGUGCAAGCUCCUGCGCACCAACAACUACCUUUAUGCUGCGUGUGAAUGCAAAGCAGGCUGGAACGGCUGGGGAUGCACCGAUAACUCCGAAGCCUACUCCUACAGCUUCCAGCUCCUCUCCACGCUUCUGCUCUGCCUCAGUAACCUGAUGUUUGUCCCGCCGGUGGCCAUCGCCAUCCGGAGCCACUACCUGCUGGAGGCUUCCGUCUACAUCUUCACCAUGUUCUUCUCCACCUUCUACCAUGCUUGUGACCAGCCGGGUAUCGUGGUGUUUUGUAUCAUGGAGUACGACGUCCUGCAGUUCUGUGACUUCCUCGGGUCGCUCAUGUCGGUGUGGGUCACCGUGAUCGCCAUGGCGAGGCUGAAGUCCAUCAUCAAGCAGGUGUUGUAUCUGCUGGGAGCAAUGUCUCUGUCCAUGGCUCUGCAGCUGGACCGUCACGGUCUGUGGAACCUCCUGGGGCCGAGCCUGUUUGCGCUGGGCAUCAUGGCGGUGGCGUGGACGGUGCGGACCGUCCGGCGCCGGCGCUGCUACCCGCCCACCUGGAAACGCUGGCUCUUCUUCCUCUUCCCCGGCACCAUGAUCGCCACAUCCGCCAUGGCGCUGUACGCCUUUGUGGAGACAGAGGAGAACUAUUUCUACAUCCACAGCAUCUGGCACAUGCUGAUCGCCGGCAGCGUGGGUUUCCUUUUGCCCCCUCGCUCCAAGCCCGACGCCAAGGUCACCCCGCUGAAGCGCAAGCGGGGCUGUGGCUACCAGCUGUGCGUGAACGAACAUGAGGAGCUGGGCUUGGUGGAUCCAGCCAUCAUCUCCAUCAACAGCAUCUGUACCAGCUGAUAAACUUUUGUUUUUUUUAUCUUUAGAGACACUCCAUUGCCUUCCUUUACUUGGGAAGUUCACUCACGGGAAAUUAAGCCACAGAACUUUAAAGGAGCAACACGAAACAACAGAAAGCUGUGUAAAUACUUCAGUCCUCUCUAGAAUUAGUUUUUCUGUAAUGGUCAUAGUAAUUAUGAUCAGUAUGUAUAAUUAUUAUCUAUAGUUCCAGUUCUGACAAGUCGUGGGUGUAUACUGACACGUGUUGUUUGUGAAUAUGUAUUUAAGUCAAGCUGAAACACUGCUGCUAUCUGACGGUGACUGUAAAGCUGCUUCUGUUGGUUAUUUAUUCUGGGUCUUGUAGGCGGGCCGGUUGCUCAACGGACGGACUUUUACCGAGGGCACGGCUCUUCCUGAAACUCUUUUGAGAUUAUCUUUUGCACUGAGACACAAAAAUGUAAUUCUGUACAUUUUUACAACAGGAGCAGGCACCACUAAUGUAAAAACCUAGUCGUCAUGUGGAAUGUUAGAUCGUAUUUGGCAAUGUACACGAAUGUGCUGAUGGGGGGGGGGGCAGCUCCAGAGCUCCUGCAGGAGAAUGCAGGGAGGUGGGAACACUUCAAGAGACCUCAAACCAAGACCUCACCUCCCUGCUCUUGUCUGACAGGACCUGUGAGGCGCCACCUUCAUGAACAAUAAAUGUUUCCUUUCCUUUUGGGCUCGGCA